Molecule: messenger RNA, 2597 nt
Organism: Eleginops maclovinus (Patagonian blennie)
Lineage: Eukaryota; Metazoa; Chordata; Actinopteri; Perciformes; Eleginopidae
Gene: ngfb
Product: nerve growth factor b (beta polypeptide)
Exons: 3
Coding region: 263-850 (195 amino acids)
Biological process (GO): positive regulation of collateral sprouting; nerve development; neuron projection morphogenesis
Cellular component (GO): dendrite; synaptic vesicle; axon
Molecular function (GO): growth factor activity; nerve growth factor receptor binding
Source: RefSeq, a predicted model, not a curated record
CCCUUCCCUGGCAUCUUGUGAAAUUGGACACAAACUGGGAUAUAUGUCAGUGAUCCUCAGGAGUCUAACAUCAGUGGAGAGAAGAGAGAGCUUCUGCAGAGGGGUACAGAGCAGAGGCAGAGGAGGCAGCGGUGUGGAGCUGGAUGGGGGCCACAGCCAGGCCUGAUGCAGGAGCCCAGAACACAACGAGCCCUGAUCACGUCCUCUAGAGACCGCCGAGGUGCUACAGUUCACGUGGAGACACUGAAAAGGUCGUGUGCCCAUGAGGUCGUCCAUGCUGGUCCUGUUCCUCCUCUUCAGUGCCCAGGCUGUGGCCGCCAUCAUAGGAGCAGCACAGCAGCAGGGUCCAGACAACAACUCCAACACCAUCCCCACAGUGGACCCAAAGCUGUUCACCAAGCGCCGCUACCUCUCACCCAGGGUGCUCUUCAGCGACCAGCCGCCUGAUGCAGAUCCGGCGGGGUCACAGGGGGGCGGAAGGAGGGCCCGCAGGCGAGCAGGGCAGCCUCAGCACAGAGGAGUCUACUCAGUGUGCGAUAGCAUCAGUCACUGGGUGGGAAACAAGACCAAAGCCACAGACAUCUCAGGCAACGAGGUGACAGUGCUGCCGGACGUGAACAUCAACAAUGUGAACAAGAAGCAGUACUUCUUUGAGACGACGUGCCACAGCGAGCGCUCAGGCAGCUCCGGCUGUUUGGGGAUCGAUGCCAGACACUGGAACUCCUACUGCACCAACUCACACACUUUUGUCCGAGCCCUGACUUCCUUUAAGAACCUGGUGGCCUGGAGGCUCAUACGGAUCAACGUGGCCUGUGUGUGUGUGCUGAGCCGUAAGUCAUGGCGGCAGUAAAGACUUUCCAUUCACACCUCACACACUCUCAGUUAAAAACACAGACAUACUCAUCACCAAAGGUUCUCAUCCUCUAAACAUAUUAAGUUAUUAGUAUAUGUCAAAGUAUCAGGACUGCAUGUAUUUACACCAGCCCUGGGUCAAAAAGUAUAGUUUGUAGCUGAUACAUUACCAAAGAUGCUGUGACACUUAGUAUCAUACUGUCUUUGCUGCAGGUUAUAACAGCUCACAGAGUUAUAAAACACAGCUGUUUUGUUGAACUUUGCAGAAUUACACCUCAAGGAACUCCACCAAUUUUACACAUCAAACUCUUUAAUACUGCACAUGUGGUAAAAGCUUUAUGAAGCCUUUGUGGCCUUAAUCGGUUCUUGACACUUUUUUGGGUCUAAACACUUUACGGUGUAUUAGAAACAAGUGAGCUUACAAAACCUCUGCGUCCCGCUCCUCAUAUCUGCCAGUCCCUGUUCACAGCAGACAUUUUUUGGAAUGAACUGGACCAUAAUUACCUAAUCAAUUACACCUGUGUUUAUCCUACAACCACAUGCUGCAUGACUGUUGCAUUGUGGGUAAUGUAGGCACCAGGUUUUGAUGCAUGGAAUAAACAAGACGAUAUUUUUGGUUCUGCUGCAUCAAUUCGGACUCUUUUUGUAUAAAACAGUAUAAGAAUGUGUGCCUGUCCUAAAUUCAGAGCAUUUAAAUAGUAUGUAUUAACUUUUGUCUUUUUCAAUAAUGAUUACAGCCAAAGCCAAGCCAUGGCUUCAUAUCACAAUGACAUCCAGCUACAGUCCUUCUCACACUGCAAAUUUGUACUUUUAGCAGUUUGAUAAACUAGGGUGACCAGAUUUGAGGUGGCGAAAAAGAGGACACUUGCGAUUGUUGCACAGAAGUCUAAGUACAGAAGACUUCUGUGCAAAGCGCCAUUCAAUUUAAGUACACGCUUAAUGGUCCCAUGAAAAACUGUGAAAACCGGACGUUUUCAUGAAUUUAUAAAACCCCCCCAGACGCUCCGGACAGGACAUAAAAAGAGGAUAUGUCCGGGCAAAAGAGGACGUCUGGUCACCCUAGAUAAACACAGGCAAAGGUUAAGCUGAACGACAGCUAAACUUCUUAAAACUAAUAAGCUACGGAUGAUUUAAAAUUGUGAUCUUAAAAUAAGUUUCAGCGGUCCAUAUGUCCAUUAUGACCCACUGCAGAAGAACUACAUUUAAAAUAUCACUGUAACCCUAUUAAAGUGUACUUUAUCAUGUUUUACUUCCACAUGACCUUUAACCUCCAUUCAACUUCUGCAGCAGAUUUAAUUCAAGCCUGAUAUGAUGACCUCUAGUGGCAUUCAGGUGACAACUUCAAGACAAUGAAACUGGGUUAAAAGCAUUCACUGUGUUUCAUAUAUAUACUGUACACAGUCUUUGGUUGAAAUAGACCCUGGUGCAUUUUCAACUGCAGCUUGUGAAGACACAUAAUUGGUGUUUAACAAACUACCAUAGACUGUAUGAAACUAUUUUAAAGGCAUCACAGGUUUAAACCUAUCUUAUACCGCAGCUCAGUUUAAACACAUCAACACAAUCAUGCUGAUUAUAGUGUUUUAUUUUCUCCACCCAUUAUAUGUUCCUAUAGCACACCACACUCACUGUAAGUGGACUGAAGUAACCCACACUUUUUAGAAAUACAGUUUGACCCAGGUCUGAUAUAAGCAAACUUUUUGUUAAAAUGUUGUUGUUUGUUGUUAUUUAUUAAACACUUACAUUCA